Molecule: messenger RNA, 1789 nt
Organism: Sinocyclocheilus anshuiensis
Lineage: Eukaryota; Metazoa; Chordata; Actinopteri; Cypriniformes; Cyprinidae
Product: four and a half LIM domains protein 3-like
Exons: 6
Coding region: 225-1061 (278 amino acids)
Biological process (GO): actin cytoskeleton organization
Cellular component (GO): nucleus; Z disc; stress fiber
Molecular function (GO): actin binding; transcription coregulator activity
Source: RefSeq, a predicted model, not a curated record
AUGUUUGGCGUGUCAGAUGUGGGCGGGCUGAGAGUGCAAAUGUCUCGCCCAGUGGGAGGAUCAGCUCCGUGUGAUGUGCUUCAUGGGAAAAACUGCAGUAACACCACAGACAGACUUUACACACUGUGCACAGGGCCAGAUCAGCUGGACUCUUCAACACCACGGACUAGAGUGCAUCUCAAUCUGUUGACUGUGCUGUAUGAGUCAGAGAGGAGUGGAGCGUCAUGUCAGAGCCGUUCAACUGUGACAGCUGUAAGGAGUCUCUGUAUGGCAGGAAAUACAUCCAGGUGGACGACGUUCCCCGCUGCGUCCCCUGUUACGACCGCCUGUACGCAAACACCUGCCAGGAGUGCAAAGAGCUCAUCGAACACAACUCACGGGAGCUGUAUUAUGAGGACAGGCAUUAUCACGAACACUGUUUCCGCUGCUCGCGCUGCAGCUGUUCGCUGGCGGACGAGCCGUUCACCUAUCAGGAAGACGCCCUGGUGUGUAACAACUGUUACUGCAAUGAGUUUUCAUCUAAAUGUGUGGCCUGUGGGAAGACUGUGAUGCCAGGCUCCAAGCAGCUGGAGUACGGAGGCUGCGUGUGGCACGAGGAAUGCUUUGUUUGCUGUGGUUGUGAGCAGCCCAUUGGCGCCCAGUCGUUCAUCCCAGAUAAGAGCAAGUACUACUGCGUGCCCUGUUACGAGGGACGAUUCUCCCCACGCUGCGCCCACUGCAAACAGAUCUUGGUUCAGGGUGGUGUUACAUAUAGAGACGAGCCCUGGCAUAAAGAAUGUUUCUUGUGUACGGGUUGUAAAGUGCAGCUCGCCGGACAGCCUUUCACAACGCAGGGUGAAGAUCCAUAUUGUGUGAAGUGCUUCAGCAACCUGUACGCCCAAAAAUGCUCCGCCUGCGACAAACCCAUCACAGGUUUUGGAGAAGGGAAGUACAUCUCGUUUGAGGAGCGUCAGUGGCAUCAGCCGUGUUUUAAGUGCUCUGAGUGCUCGGUGUCUCUGGUUGGAGCAGGAUUCUUCCCCGACGGAACAAAGAUUCUCUGCAAAAGCUGCAAUGCCAAAUAACCCACAAAUGCUUCUUUUAAAUGUUCUAAAGCUGAUUGUGAACAGACCUUUGUGUAAUAUAAAUACAAUAUGAAACAUUUGACAUCAUUUAAACAUUGAAUGUAUAAUGUACAUUAAAGUUUUGGUGUUGCAUUCUCCCAAAUCUGGAUGUUAAGGAUCUCUAAACUAGAAGGACAUGUUUGAUCAGGUUGAAGCAUUUUAUGGUUUAAAUUAUGAACUCAAAUCAUUUGAACCAAACAAGCGUGCAUGCCAAAGGCUCAGAUUCCUGAGAUGUUGUUUUUGUCAUUAGUCUUUUGAAUUUACAUUUGAGUAAUUUCCAUCUGUUUGCAUAAACGUCAGGCCUUUUAAAUUCCCUCCAACAGCAACAUUCCUCAACAAAAUUUACAUUUGAAUGAAACACUGACCCAAAUGAUUGUUAAUAUGUGAAUGCAUGCAUUCAACGAGACUUUAAGCUUAAGGACUGAAUCAUGUAAUGAUGCAUAUUGACAGAAUAUGUUGUUGGAUAAACAGUGAAUUAUUUUAAUGCACCAAUGCAUGCUUUUAAUAAUUCUCACAUGAAAUAUUCACAUAUUAAUUCCUAUAUAUGUUGCUUUCAAAAUAAUAUUUUUGAUGAUUUUUACAGACGUUUGAUGCAUUUUUGCACAUGAAUGCCUUUUGUAAAACUGCUCCUGCGGUUGUAUUUCCUUUCAUAAAAAUGUGUGUAACGUAUAUAUGAGAACUUUCAAAUA